AUGCUCAUCAAGGAAUCUUACGUCGAUGUGGCGACCUCCGCCGACGGCAAGGAUGGUUCCAUGCGAAUCUACGUCUUCCACCCCAGCAUCCCUGGAUAUCCCAACGCCAAAUUUCCCGGCGUCUGCCUCUUCUCCGAGAUCUACCAAGUGACCGGCCCCGUCGCGCGCUUCGCCCGCCAAAUCGCCGGCCAGGGCUACAUCGUCGCCGCGCCGUCCUCCUACCACGACUUCACCGGCCCCGAGGCCCUGGCCUACGACGUCCCCGGCACCGACAAGGGCAACGCCUGGAAGGUUGAAAAGACCCUCGAGUCUUAUGACGAGGACUCCCGCCGCACCGUCGACCACCUCCUCACCCUGCCGACGUGCACCGGCCUCAUCGGCAGCACAGGCAUGUGUCUCGGCGGCCACCUCGCCGUGCGCGCCGCCCUCGACCCCCGCAUAACGGCCUGCACGUCCUACUUUGCAACCGACAUCCACACGCGCACCCUGGGCCCGCACACGGCCGCCAACGCCGCGGCCGACGGCCCCGACGGCAGCGCCCACACGCUCGACCGCCUGCCGCGCCUCGCCCACGCCGAGGUGGCCAUGAUCUUCGGCGUCAAGGACACGCACGUCCCCGCCGCGGGCCGCGACCUCAUCCGCGCCAAGCUCCGCGACGCCGGCGUCACGACGUCGUUUUACGAGUUCGCCUGGGCCCAGCACGCCUUUAUCCGCGACGAGCUCAGCAAGGGCCGCUACGACCCGGCCAUCACAAAGGUGUGCUUUGAGGUCUUGCUCGAACUAUUCGGACGCGUGCUCAAGACGGAUCUUGGGCCGAAGGAGAACAUUGGCGAGGUGGAGCAUGUCUGCUAA
This is a messenger RNA of Verticillium nonalfalfae, 852 nucleotides long. RefSeq lists its product as uncharacterized. Lineage: Eukaryota; Fungi; Ascomycota; Sordariomycetes; Glomerellales; Plectosphaerellaceae. Gene Ontology annotation, molecular function: hydrolase activity. The record is from RefSeq and is a predicted model, not a curated record. Bases 1 to 852 code for a protein of 283 amino acids. The transcript is spliced from 6 exons.